Messenger RNA from Bicyclus anynana (squinting bush brown), 2473 nucleotides. Its product is annotated as pickpocket protein 28. Gene Ontology annotation, molecular function: ligand-gated sodium channel activity. Gene Ontology annotation, cellular component: membrane. NCBI's taxonomy places the organism in Eukaryota, Metazoa, Arthropoda, Insecta, Lepidoptera, Nymphalidae. Bases 784 to 2451 code for a protein of 555 amino acids. Gene Ontology annotation, biological process: sodium ion transmembrane transport. The transcript is spliced from 14 exons. The record is from RefSeq and is a predicted model, not a curated record.
UCUAUUACACCUACCUCUGGUCCCUCCGUUGAAGCCAUUCUUUGAUGAUGGUGAAGAUUGCAAUAACAUCAACUCUUGAAGAAUCCUAUAGCAAUCAAUUAAUUUGAUUAAGAAAAUAUAGGCAUUAGGCAAUAUACAUAACAUCACAUACUUAGUAGAAUCGUUAAAAGAAAUCAGAACAUUGCAGGAUGGUUUUAUACUUAAUGAUAAUUACGAAAACUUUUAAGCUCGGUGAUACGUUAAUGAACAAUUUUAAUUUACAAAUGCAUGUCAAAUGAAAAGUAAUUACAGCUUAAUGCAUCAUACCAGUCUCUAUUAAAAUAGCGUGAUGUGGUGAUGACUGAUGAAUGUAUUCGAUAACACGACAUGCAGCGUUGAAUGCUAUGCGACAAUGUAAACUCAAUGGAAAAAUACUGUCGUAUAAUGCUUUUGCUUCAUAAUAAGUCGGGUUAAAGAAAAUUAACAAUUAUUUUAAAUGUCGUCACAUUUACUGAGCAUACCAUUCAUUAUGCGGAUGAGGUCAGAGCGACAAAUAACUGUAAAAUGUGUAAUUUUGCCAUCGAAAGUAAAUUGAGGCGGAACAAGGUCGAUUUGUCAUGUCCCACUAUCAAACAAAUUGACCACAAACAUUGACAUUUUGAAAUUACGUUAGAUCAUGGAAAUUCGACGGAUUUUGUUCAGUAGACGAAUAACGACUAAUGACAAAAUAACACCACAUUUCUGCUAGCACUCGUAUAAAUCUACUAUAUAGAUGCUCUGUUUUUUAUUUGGAACAUUAAAAGUAUGAUUAAAAAAUAUAAAACUGCUAAACUAAACAAGAAUGUGGCACCUGCAAAGUCAGAUAAGCAAAACUACUGGGCUCAAUCAACGCAGCCGUGGUACGAGUGGAGCACAAACAAACCGACAAGCCGCAGUAAAAGCGAGGAAAGGCCGCUCCGACAGAUACCCUUUUUUCAAUCAUUCCGCCGUGAUCUCAGGGAAUACUUGCUGACCUCAACUCUACAUGGUCUGCGGUACGUCGGAGAAAAAAGGUUAACGUGGUUUGAGCGAUUUUUUUGGCUGGCAGCGUUUGGUAGCUCGUUAAUGUGCGCCGCAUUUUUCAUUUUAAACGUUUACGCAAAAUGGCGCAUGUCGCCAAUGAUAGUCAGCAUCAACCCCGAGAACAUGCCUCUCAACCAACUGCCCUUUCCCGCUAUUACUAUAUGUAAUGUUAAUCAAGCAAAGAAGUCUGUCGCAGAGCGAAUUAAGAAGUCUGGUGAUUCAAUCGACAAAAAAUUAUUGGAGAGCCUGUGUUCAACUCAAACCGAUGCAGAUAUUUUCGAAGACGAGCUUGCAGACAGUGCUAACUGGGACUACACGCGGUCUUUCCUUAUAAACGUAACCCAACCGUGCAACGAGAUGCUAUCGGUAUGCAUUUGGAACUCAGCGCAAAUGAGUUGUCAAGAUCUGUUUAAUGCACAGCUCACUGAUGAGGGCCUUUGCUGCACCUUUAAUGUUGUCCAUCGAGAAAAAAUGUUUCGAAACCCAAAAGCUUUGAAUGACAUGAACUUUACAUUCCCGUUGCCAACUGUUGAUUGGACUCCUGAAAGCGGCUACCCGGAUGAUGCUCCAGAUGACGGCUUCCCCUGGAAACCUAAGGGAAUUGGGACCGACCACGGGUUAACGCUUGUGUUGGACGCCAACACUGAGGAAUACUACUGUGCGUCAACGAAAAGCACUGGGUUCAAGAUUCUUCUGCAUAAUCCGACGGAAACACCAAAUAUAGCCAAAUUAGGGGAAGUGUAUGGGCCAGGCAUGGAAGCCCGCGUGGCCAUACAGCCGAGAAUCCUCGACGCUCAACCAUCGCUUAAAUAUAUUGACGUCAAUAAGAGACUCUGUCUGUUCUCCAACGAAAAAGAAUUGGUGUUCUAUAGGACUUACACAUUAAGAAAUUGUGAGAUGGAGUGUGAAUCACGCAAUGUGCUUGAUAUUUGCAAAUGUGUCCUGUAUUAUAUGCCUAAAAAUAAAACAACAAGAGUUUGUGGGAAAGCAGACGCGAAAUGUUAUAGCAAUUUGAAAAAUUAUGUGCCUCAAGGUCUUGAAAGAGGCUGCGACGAAUGUUUGCCUGCGUGCACGGAAAUCUCCUAUUCGGAACGGCCGAGUGGUGCGCCGCUGAACAAAGCACUUGUUAAUCGCUAUACGGACAGUAUUAGCUUGGCCCAAAAUCGAUCAGCUGAGUACUUUACUAACAAUAUGUUGAUAAUACAUUUUUAUUUCGAGGACAAUUCAUUUAUGAGGUUUACGAAAGGCGAAAUUUUUGGCCUCACGGAAUUUUUAUCAAACACUGGAGGUCUUCUCGGCCUCUGUAUGGGUUUUAGCAUGAUGAGUGCAGUCGAACUACUGUAUUACUUGACUCUGCGAGCUCUGUGUGUUGCCAGACAAAGGAAUACGGUGCAACCUUUUAUUAAAUAAAUAAUUUAUAUUUGUCUUUUAA